AUGAUUAAUUAUAGCUCCAGUCCCUUUUCUGCUUGUUUAGGAGAACAUUUUCCUAUUGAAUAGGCUGUAAAAAAUUAAUUUUCCAAGCAAUACAAUUUAAAAUUGAUAAAUGCAAAUUAUAGCUCAUAUUUACCAAUUUUUAAUUAGCCCUUUUCAUAAAAAUUGACAUUUUCGUCGCCUAUUCAAUACGCAUAAGUAUUACUGCCAAAAAAUCUAUAAGGGGUCUUAAGCUAUACUAUCUUGGAGUUGUAAUUAUUAUACUAAAAAAAGAUAUUAAGUUUGCUGAAGAUAAAAAUUAUUUAUAUAAUAUCCAAGCUCUCCUAUAUUUAAAACCAAUACACCAAUGCCGAAGAAAGCUACCAAAAAUCUCCGCUUAUUUUGCACAAUCUAAAAUUUUCCUCAGCUGUAACGAAAUUCCUCUUCUCUCAACAUCUAAAAACAGCCUAUCCUCCCAAUUUCCCCAAUCAAAAUCUUCAAUCCUCCUCCAAACAUUAACAUUUUUAUUUCAAUUCUCGCUAAUAUUAUUAAACAAUUUAUCCAUUAUCUAUCACCCUACCUUUUAA
Molecule: messenger RNA, 563 nt
Organism: Blepharisma stoltei
Lineage: Eukaryota; Ciliophora; Heterotrichea; Heterotrichida; Blepharismidae
Source: the annotation of a GenBank genome assembly